Symbiodinium natans is the source of this 1107-nucleotide messenger RNA. Lineage: Eukaryota; Dinophyceae; Suessiales; Symbiodiniaceae. The record is from the annotation of a GenBank genome assembly.
AUGCCCACGGUGGGGUCUUUGACCCUCAAGAAAAUCCUCACGGUGGAGCAGGCGCUUGUGCAGGGCGAGCGGCUGGGCAAGGAUUCCACAGCCUACGAGAAUCUCCGGCGAGAGGCCGUGUCCCUCCGGCUCGAGAACGACGUGCUUACGGAGCAGGUAGCCGAGCUCGAGGAGGCUCGUGCGGAGUAUGUGGCACAGGAGGAGCAGUUCACUGCCAAGCUGAAUGCAAACGGUGGCUUUUUUGCCCACGAAGAGGAAGUGGUGAACAUGACGGGCAAGAUUCGGGAGGUCGACUACAAAAUUGCUGGACUCAGACAUAAGCACUACCACAACAUCAAGGACGUGGGCUCCCUGAAGCGCACGAUGUCCCUGAUCGAGAAGCGGGGCGAGGUGACUACAGUCCUUGACAAGGUCAACGAGGCCCUGGAGAGAGGGGAGGUUCUCGACGAGCAAGGUGAAGAGGCUCGCAGCCUCCAGGAGCAGGUAAGCCGUCUGAGGAGAGAGUCCGAAAAGGUCUGGCCGAAGAUCACCUCUUACGAGAAGGACAUCUCGACAUUCAGUGCGAAAUUGUCGGAGACGCAAAAGCAGCUCCAUUCCAUUCGGGACACGCCCACGCGCGAGGCGGACGACCUAAGGACACACCUGAAAGCGGAGAUCAACCAGGUGAAGCGGAUGAUGGCUCAGUUGGGACGGCUGCGCGACAUCCAGCGGGUGAAUGCGCAGGAGAUCGGCAUGGUGGAGCGGGUCCGGGCCAAACUCUCCAAGCAAGUGCGUGUGCGAAAACUGUUGGCAGAGGGGAACGCGGACGAAUUGGCAGACAAGAUCGCAAACUUGCAGGACGACACAAACAGGCUACGAACCACCAUCAAAGACCUGGAAGGCAGGCUUCAGCCCCUCACCAAGGAGGCAGGUGUCAUCAUCACCAAGCUACGAGAGAUGCCCUUUGAGUUCACCACAGAGACGGGCAAGCUCCGCGAGCAGCUGAUUGCCAGCAUCCACCAGGAAUCGCACUGGAAAGAGCGGCUAGCUGUCCUUCGCGGGGAGAAGUUGCAGAACAUCCGUUACAUUGCCUUGUUGAAGAAGGCGCUGUCCCAAAAGACUUCCUGA